AUGGCUGAGGACAUCGAAGAGAUUCUUGCCGAGAUCGAUGGCUCCCAGAUUGAGGAGUACCAGAAAUUCUUCGAUUUGUUCGAUCGCGGAAAGCAGGGCUACAUCAUGGCCACCCAAUUGGGGCAAAUCAUGAACGGCAUGGAGCAGGAUUUCGAUGAAAAGACCCUCCGAAAGCUCAUCCGCAAAUUCGAUGCCGAUGGCUCGGGCAAAUUGGAGUUCGACGAGUUCUGCGCCUUGGUGUACACUGUGGCCAACACGGUCGACAAAGAAACCCUCGAGAAGGAGCUGAGGGAAGCCUUCCGUCUUUUCGACAAAGAGGGUAAUGGUUACAUCUCUCGACCCACAUUGAAGGCUUUGUUGAAGGAGAUCGCCGAUGAUCUCUCCGACGAUCAACUCGAAGCUGCCGUCGAUGAGAUCGAUGAGGACGGGUCCGGGAAAAUCGAGUUUGAGGAGUUCUGGGAAAAACGUGUAAAUAUUUGGAAAAUUAAAGAUUUCUAUAAAAUUCCGAACUUUCAACACGUCGAAAGAUCCGCCAAUCCGUUAAAAAAAUCUCUUUUUCUUGAAAACUUCAAC
Molecule: messenger RNA, 573 nt
Organism: Mesorhabditis belari
Lineage: Eukaryota; Metazoa; Nematoda; Chromadorea; Rhabditida; Rhabditidae
Source: the annotation of a GenBank genome assembly